Tribolium madens (black flour beetle) is the source of this 5081-nucleotide messenger RNA. RefSeq names its product phospholipid-transporting ATPase ABCA1-like. Gene Ontology annotation, biological process: transmembrane transport; lipid transport. Lineage: Eukaryota; Metazoa; Arthropoda; Insecta; Coleoptera; Tenebrionidae. Gene Ontology annotation, molecular function: ATP binding; lipid carrier activity; ABC-type transporter activity. The record is from RefSeq and is a predicted model, not a curated record. The transcript has 19 exons. Gene Ontology annotation, cellular component: intracellular membrane-bounded organelle; membrane. The coding region runs from base 86 to 4972 and encodes 1628 amino acids.
UAUUGUUUAAACACUGUGUAGUAAGUAAUAAGAAAAACUUAAACUUAAAGUUGAUUGUUUAUUUUUGCUUAUAAAAGUGAAAAAAAUGGCUAAUCGUCUAAAUAAAUUUAUAUUGUUGAUGUGGAAGAAUUGGACGCUUUUGCGACGUCGCCCGAUUCAAGCAACUUUUGAAAUUAUUUAUCCUGUACUAAUAUGUUUAAUUCUUGUUGCCGUAAGAGGCUUAAUUAAUGUUAGUGAAGAAGGACCAAAAAUUUAUAACRCAUUUAAACCGGAMUUGYGACAAUUAUGUAAUUUCGAAAACUGUGGCAACAUUACCAUGGCGUAUUCGCCAAGCAGCCCUUUGUUAGACAAAAUAUUUGAAAAUCUUUGCAAUAAUACCUCAUAUCCACCGGGUGUAUAUUUUAUUACUCAGAGUUAUGCGACUGCGGCUGAUCUGGACGCUGCUAUAGCAAAAAAUAAAUUUAAUUUCGUUUUACAAAUGGACGAUUCUUUAUUAGGACUUAAUGACAGCAGCAAUCUUCCCGAUAACGUUGAUGUGACACUACGGUUUCCAUCAGAAUAUUCAACAGGUUCAAGAAGAGAAUGGUAUACAAAUUUAGUGUACCCAGUUUUUCAAACACCAGGCCCAAGAGAUAGUGAUGACGCAUGGGGUGGAGAUCCAGACUACAUGUAUCGAGGGUUCCUCUAUGUACAAACAAUUAUUACUGCAAUAUUUCUAAAUAAUGGUAACAGUGUUGAUUUGAAUCCAGUAGUGGAAAUGCAACGUUUCCCCUAUCCAAAAUGGCUAAAUGAUGCAUUUUACAUUGAUCAAAUGGAAACAAUGGUGUCGCUAAUGAUAAUGAUGAGUUUUAUGUUUAACUACGUUAACGCUAUUAGGGCCAUAACAACAGAAAAAGAAAAACAACUCAAAGAAUCUAUGAAAAUCAUGGGUCUCCCCGGCUGGUUACAUUGGGUAGCAUGGUUCCUGCGUAGCUUUGUUAUUUUACUAAUAGCAAUAAUUUUAAUCACUAUUGUGUUGAAAGUAAAUUUUCAAAAAAAUCCAGUGUUUGUGCACACCGAUGGAACCGUCUUAUUCGUAUUUCUUAUACUUUUUGCAUGCAGCACCAUAACGUUUACUUUUCUAAUAAGCGUGUUUUUCUCAAAAGCAAAUACUGCAACUGCUGUGGGCAGUUUAGUCUUCUUCCUUACAUAUUUACCGUACACAUUGCAGCAACAACAAGGUGAUAUAGUGUCUUUAGGUGCAGCAGUAGCCUCAAGUCUCUUUGUUAAUUCUGGACUGUCUUUUGGCAUAUCAACUAUGCUAAAAUUUGAAGCAAUUGAAGAAGGGAGUCAAUGGAGUAAUUUGUUUUCAACUGCAUCCCCCGAUGAUAACUUAACACUUGGUGCAUUUUUCCUAAUGUUUAUACUUGACACAUUCUUGUAUUUGGUUAUUGCUCUGUACAUAGAAGCAGUGUUUCCAGGCGAAUUUGGAGUACCACAACCUUGGUACUUUCCUGUCACACGAGCUUAUUGGUGUAAUGAUGUUCAAGCUAUGGGUACUGAACACUCGUUUGAGAAGAAGGGAGAAUUUUAUGAAGAAUUUACCGAAAAUUUCCCAGUUGGUAUACAGUUGAAAAAUCUAUCAAAAACAUUUGGAAGCAAUAGAGCAGUUAAAAAUUUAAAUUUGGAUAUGUAUGAAGGACACAUUACUGUUUUACUUGGUCAUAAUGGUGCAGGUAAAACAACAACAAUGUCUAUGAUAACCGGAAUGUUUCCACCUACGAGUGGAACGGCUAUAGUAAGUGAAUACGACGUUAGAACUAGUAUAGAAAAUGUUCGUGACAGUAUGGGUUUGUGUCUUCAACACAAUGUCUUGUUUGAUAAUUUAACAGUUUGGGAACAUUUAUAUUUCUUCGGUAAAUUAAAAGGAUUAAGGGGCGAUGAAAUUAAUGAAGAAAUUGAUCAUUACCUCAAACUUCUCGAAUUGGAAGAUAAGAGAGAUGCGCGUUCAAGUACUUUAUCUGGAGGUAUGAAACGAAAAUUAAGUGUCGGAAUGGCUCUUUGUGGGAAAUCUAAAGUGGUGAUGCUCGAUGAACCAACUGCGGGGAUGGACCCUUCAGCGAGGAGAGCUAUUUGGAACUUACUGCAAAAGCAAAAGAGCGGACGAACUAUUUUAUUGACAACGCAUUAUAUGGACGAAGCUGAUUUAUUAGGUGAUAGGAUUGCUAUAAUGACAGGUGGUGAAUUGCAAUGUUGCGGAUCUAGCUUCUUCUUAAAGAAAAAAUACGGUGCUGGUUAUUAUCUAAUCAUGGAUACAACACCAAAUUGUCAACCGUCAAGAAUCACUAAUCUACUGAAAAAUUACAUACCAAACAUACAAGUCCAUUCUCAUGUUGGCUCUGAGCUAACUUAUCAAUUACCUGAAAACGAAUCAUGGAAAUUUGAAAAAAUGUUAGGCCAGUUAGAAAAUGAAAGUACCACUUUGGGUGUGCAAAGUUACGGAGUAUCACUAACAACACUUGAAGAAGUUUUCAUGAAAGUCGGUGCCGAUCAUGAUAACCAAAUUUCGAAAAAAAUUAACGAAAAAGAAAGUGCAAUAAACGUGGAAGACUCUGGUUUAAGUAGUUUGAACAUAAGCCACCUGAGUGGUUUUGAAUUAAUGAGAAAUCAGUUCAUAGCGAUGGUUUUGAAGAAAAAUUUGUCUCUUCUAAGGACWUGGUACUUGUUCCUACUCCAAGUUAUUCUACCUGUUGCACUUUUAGUAAUCACAGUUUUAAAUGCCAGAGGUUACGAACCCAAAACGUCCUUCCCCGCCUUGAAAAUGUCUCUAGAUUCUUACAAUGAACCUAUAACACUGCUUGAAAAUGGUAGUUCAUUGGCUAACAUAUAUGCAAAAGUGCUAAAUGGGUAUCCAGUAACACCUGUUGAUGAUCUUACAACGGAAAUCCUAGAUUUGACAAAAGACUCACCACCAACUGUAAAAAGGCAUUACAUUGUAGGCGCAUCUUUCAACGACACAACGGCCACUGCUUGGUUUAAUGGUGACCCUUAUCACGCAAUAUCGCUAUCCCUGAGUCUUGUUUUGGAUACAAUUUAUAAAAGCAAAUUUGGGGAGAAAAAAUCCAUUAAUUUUAUUAACCACCCCCUUCCACUAAGCCAGGAAGCUGAACUCCAAAACAUGCAAUUUAACGUGAUGGUGUACCAAAUAGGAAUGGAACUAGGAUAUGGAAUGGCGUUUGUGGCUAGUUUCUAUAUUUUAUUUUAUAUCCGAGAACGAGUUACUAAAUCCAAACAUUUACAAUUUGUUUCCGGUGUAAAUGCUUUUGUGUUUUGGGGAACUGCUUUUCUUUGCGAUCUAAUUACAUAUCUAAUAACAAUUAUCUUUGUCCUAAUCACACUUGCAGCUCUUCAAGAGGACGGUUUUAAGACACCUGAUGAAAUAGGUCGCAUAACUUUAGUACUUGUUUAUUUUGGCUUUUUUGUUUUACCAUUCGUUUAUUUAACGUCGUACUUGUUUAGUAUUCCAUCCUCCGGCUUUUCGAGAAUGAUGUUGUUAGGAGCAGUUUCUGGUAUUGUUGGGAUUACGGCAAUGCAAGUCUUGGAAAUUGAAAGUCUAGGUGUUUUGUACGUAGCAAGACCUCUCCAUUGGGUACUUCUUUUUGUGCCUUUCUACACCGUUGCUAAAGGUGCUUAUGACGUGGGUUCAAUAAGUAGUUUAAGAGAUAUUUGUCUAAAAAAUGGUGCAAGUUAUGAACAAGCUUGUGUGGCCAACUCAAUGUGUUGCAAUAUCGAUGACUAUUAUUCUUUUGGUAGCCCUGGUAUUGGGCGAAAUAUAGUUGUUUCAUUUCUCAUGUCUUUUAUCCUCUUUGUUGUACUCUUGGUCAACGAAUACGGUUUCUUCAGUUACAUUAUGAACAAAAUUGUUAAUUACAACAAACCGCCUCUUCAAAACGUAGCUCUCGAAAGUGAUGUACAAAAAGAAAACGAAAAAAUCAGAAAUACGCCUGAAAACGAGCUCACAGAAACUUACUCGCUCGUCCUCCGGGAUGUAACAAAAUAUUACAAGAACUUCCUCGCGGUGAAUGGCCUGUGUCUAGGUGUGAAACCUUACGAAUGCUUCGGGUUGUUGGGGGUGAACGGUGCUGGUAAAACUACCACUUUUAAAAUGAUGACCGGCGAUGAGCAAAUCUCGUAUGGUGAGGCUUGGGUGCAAGGACAUAACAUAAAAACAGAACAAAAAGAAGUCCAAAAACUGAUCGGUUAUUGCCCCCAGUUUGAUGCCUUGUUAGAUGAUCUCACGGUCAAAGAAACCUUGCUGAUUUUUGGGCUCAUCCGAGGAGUUCCUUUCAAUAAAUGCAUCCCUUUGGCCGUAAACCUUGCUCACGAGUUUGACUUUUUCAAACAUAUCAAUAAAAAAGUGAAGGAAUUGAGCGGAGGAAACAAGAGGAAAUUGAGCACGGCUCUUGCCUUGAUCGGGGAUCCCCCAAUUAUUUACCUCGACGAACCCACCGCAGGAAUGGAUCCGGCGACAAAACGGUUUCUAUGGACCGCUCUUGCUAAGUUAAGAGAUCGGGGGAAAUGUAUCGUUUUGACUUCACAUAGUAUGGAAGAAUGUGAAGCUUUAUGCACAAGAAUUGCUAUCAUGGUUAAUGGCACUUUCCAGUGUCUGGGAUCUACCCAACGGUUGAAAAAUAAAUUUGCUCAAGGUUAUGCCCUGACGAUAAAAGUGAAAAAACACGCCGAUAAAGUCUGUCUUGAUGAUGAAAUUUCCGUUAUCGAUAGGUUUAUUCAAACACACUUUCCGGGAGCUGAACUGAAAGAAAAGUAUCAAGAGUUGGUGUCGUACCAGUUGAAUAACAAUAAUUCCUUAACAUGGUCAAAAAUGUUUGGUAUUUUGGAAAGAGGCAAGAAAGAUCUCAACAUAGAGGACUAUUCGUUGGGACAAUGCAGUCUAGAACAAGUCUUUUUAAGCUUUACAAAGUAUCAAAAUUAGUAUUCGGCAUUUGCCAAGAGAGGACAUAGAUAAUUUUUAAAAUUAUAUUUAUUAUAUAGGUAAUAUAUUUUUGUACUGCAACGUACGAAAUACAUGUUUUUGUUUUAAA